AUGGAACAUCCCGCUUUCACUUUAGGUUUACUGACCGCUGCAGGCGGUUUCAUGGGCUAUGCCCGUAAGGGCUCAGUCCCCUCUCUUGUCGCUGGUUUGGUGUUCGGUAGUGUCUACGGAUACGCAGGAUACUUGCUACACCAUAACCGCGACAAUGGUUUAGAGAUUGCUUUGGGAGCCUCCUUAGUUAUGUUAACCACUGGUGUAGCCAGAGGGAUCCCUUCCAGAUUCCGUAAACCAGUUCCCCUCACUUUAACAGUCUUGGGAUCCCUAGGUUCCUUCUAUUACUACAACAAGUACAAGGAAUUUUACCCAUAG
Molecule: messenger RNA, 318 nt
Organism: Torulaspora delbrueckii
Lineage: Eukaryota; Fungi; Ascomycota; Saccharomycetes; Saccharomycetales; Saccharomycetaceae
Gene: TMH11
Product: Tmh11p
Exons: 1
Coding region: 1-318 (105 amino acids)
Cellular component (GO): membrane
Source: RefSeq, a predicted model, not a curated record